AUGCCGCUACGCAUCUCGCGCAUUUGCCUGGCGCAAGUAACCGUUAACUCCCCCGUCCCAUUCCUCUACCAGACCCGGACACUCGCUGCACCGCUGAGCUAUGCAAAAUGGAAUGCCCGACAGAGCCGAUCAUUUCAGUCAACAUCGACUACGUUCACACCACCCGAAUCAAGCCUAGGUAGUGGCGAAGAGUCUGUUCAUGAUAGGGAGAGCCCUGAAAAUGGGACACCUCCCUUGAAAUCCGAUUCUUCCUCCCAGGCCCCGAGCAACGAUGGCCGUCGAUCCCGGAAAAGUUACCUGAAGAAGCGCGGCGCCACGGUCUCACAAUCUCGGACACCACCGACACCACCCUCCUCACGACCACCAAAAAAGCCACUCACGAUGACAGAGAGCGAGAAGAGGGCGUUUGGUGGUCUGCUGGAGCAGAUGGGUGUGGAGGAGAAGGAUGACCCGGAGGCGGCUACAGAAGAAACGGUGAAGCCGGCGCUGAGCAAAGACGAGAUGUCUAAGAUCUCCGAUAUCUUCAACUCUGUGCUUGAGGACCUCCGGAAGAAAAAGGGGGGUUCUGAAGCUUCGACGGAAGGUGCCGCAAAACGCAAGUCCCGGAGGAAGGUAGAUGAGCCCGCGUCCACUUCGAAGCCGGGGCCUCAGGAGCAAGCGGGUGACUCUAAUCCUCCAGAGUCGCGCAGUGAUGUUCCUCGCUCUGCCGAGCUGGCUAUUCAAUUCACCGUGCAAAGGGAGUCGGCGAAGAUCGAGCGCGCGCUCCGUGCGGCGAUUGACGAGGGCAAAGGGGAUACUGGGAUCUGGGAAGUGUGCAAAGAGAGAGUAUUUUCGAUGCUACGAUAUCUCGGAGAUAGCCGGGUCCCGGAAGACAAUGGCACGUCGCCGACAAGCUCAGGGGGCAAGCCAACACCCCACAGCCCUCUGGAGGUUCCUGAAUCCGUGUCCGUGGAAGCAGUGGUCACAGAACUCUACCCGAAGAUGCUCCUCGUGGCAUUCCGUCUUCUAAACUCGCAUUUCCCCGGCUCGCCCUUGAUCGGUCAGUUCCGCUCGACGAUCAGGUCGCAUGGCAGGACCUCAGCGGUGCUGGGGAGUUCGACGGGUCUAUAUAACGAGCUGAUCUACUUCUACUGGCGCGGGUGCAGUGAUCUCCCUAGUGUUGUGUCGUUGCUGAAGGAAAUGGAGACUACAGGGGUGGAGCCGGAUGAGCGAACCUGCGGGCUGCUCAAGGCUAUCGCCGAUCAGCGGGAGCGGGACCUCAAAAGUCAUCGGAAACAGGUGCGUCGCGAGGAUCAAAAUCGGGGUUCGCUCCGUGAUCCGUGGUGGGAUAUGGCGCCCAAUCGCACAGCUGUGAAGGAGUUGUUUGGGGAGAAUGGGUGGUUGCCGCGACUGGAGAAGCGUGUGGAGGAGAUUCGAAACCUACAGAGCUCGACGAGAUUGCUUGCAGAUAGGCUUAAUAUGUAG
Molecule: messenger RNA, 1464 nt
Organism: Aspergillus lentulus
Lineage: Eukaryota; Fungi; Ascomycota; Eurotiomycetes; Eurotiales; Aspergillaceae
Cellular component (GO): mitochondrion
Source: RefSeq, a predicted model, not a curated record